Caenorhabditis sp. 36 PRJEB53466 is the source of this 3090-nucleotide messenger RNA. The record is from the annotation of a GenBank genome assembly. Lineage: Eukaryota; Metazoa; Nematoda; Chromadorea; Rhabditida; Rhabditidae.
AUGCGCACUUUUCGAAGAUCCACUCGAAAGUACGUACUUUUCAUCGUUUUCUUUUGGUUUUUCCCCAAGGCUCCGUGGUCCCUGCUCGGAUCAUGGUCCCAAAAACCUAAAAAACCAUCGCCUCGGCUGAAAAUCAGAUUUUUUGCAGUGCUGCGCCGAGAAUGAAACGUCCCCGACCGAGAGCGUCGGAGAAACAGAGGACUCUGGAAAGGUGAGCCGUUUUUCGAGAGAUUUAUAAUAUUUAUAACACAUUUUGGCCAAAAUCUACCAGUUUCGUCGAGUGAAUUUACAAGAAAACGUUUCGAACAUUUUCAAUCGGCACAUCCUGAAACUGACACGUUAAAUUCUUCUUUUUCGUUGAGAAAAUAACACCUGAAAGCCGUCGAAUACGUCUAUUUAUUUGUGCUCUCGGCUUGCUAUUUUCGUAUCACCUGCGUGUCUAGUGACGUCACAGAUGGACUUGGGCUUUGGGACCACUUGCAAUGAUCCGAUCGGGACCAAAUUUUGCAGGCGUCUUGGGCGCCGAUUGAAGUAUGUUGGAUCCAAGUUUCAGAGCGAGAUAUGUGGAUCCAAAUCAUUUGGCUACUUUUCAAUAAUAUCGCCGAAAUCGGCAAAAAAAGGAUUAUAGCGGAUGGCCGAGAUUGGAGGGGGAAAAGAGGGUUUAUGAGCUAGACGGGACUACGUGUCAACUGACCACUGAUCAGGGGGAACAAAUGUUUCGCAACCAGUUCGCAACCAGUUUUUACUGCUUCAUCUAGCCUUUUUUUAGUGUCAAAAAAAUGCCGUGUCAUUCAAGUACGGUAGCCGAUCUCCAAUUCGGAACGCUUCCACAACACAUUUAGGCGCACGCGUUUUCAGAAAUGGACAAUAGUUCAACGUUCGAAAAUUGUUAAAACUAGUCGUCGUUAUCAUCUAAUGAAUCUCCUAAAACGGCGAUAAGUUGAUGAGCACUCGAUGAAACUGUAACAACUCUUGUGACGUUUCGCAACCGCCCCCCCCCCCCGUUUCGCAACUAAAGAUGACGUGGCAAACAAACUCUAUUUUCGCGUUUAGACGCGCAAAAGUGUCAAGUUUAAUUAAAAAAGAGUGCUUAACGGGGAGACGAGGCGAAAUUAUAUUGUAUGGCAACGAUAAAUGGAGGGAUUAUAUUAUGACCCGAUAAUAUAUCCCGUCACUUUUUCGCGUGAUGCUCUACGUCGAGCCGACCGGCGUCAAAUCCGACGGUUUUCGCGUCGAAAAUGACGCGGUUUUCAAAUGGUAUAUCCAAAAACUUAUCGAUAAAUUUAUCGAUAAAACCAACCGUUUUUUUCAGGCACUUUGGCUCCCGUCAACCGUCGAAAAACAAGUUUCUCAACGCGAUCUACUGGGCGAUUCGUCGUUGCCAAUUUUGGCUGUGUUUCUACGAUGACGGUACGCGAAUAGUGUUUAUCCAUAAUUUUAUUUAUAAAAUAUAUUUGUUAUAGAAGUCGAAAUCGACGUGGAGGAUCUAUUGUCGAAUCCGUUCAACACUCAACCGCCGGGACUGGAUCAGUUGGUCCAGUUGACCGGUUUUAAUCGCAAAUGGAUCAUGUUCAUGUAUCGGAAUUUCAAACAGGUACGGUUACACUUUGCAACUGACACUGGACAUUUCGCAACCGACUCGAAAACCCCCAAGUUUUAAGCCGGUUUUCGGUGGUUGAAGUUGCCAAGUGUCUUUGACACUGGACAUUUUGCAACUGGGAAAAGUUUCGGUUGCGAAAUGUCCUUAACGCUGGACACUUUGCAACUGUGAUUUUCUGGAAUAAAUAAUUGAAACUCGUUUUUCAACUGUGAAAGACGUUUCGCAACCAACCCGAAAGUGUGCGGAAACUGCGAAUAUUCAAAAAUUCAUAACUUUUUUCAAAAAAAUGCUACAGACGCCCGCGUGCGCUUAAAAUGACGGAAAUCAUCUCUAGAAUACUGAUAAAUUGUCGAAAUUAUUUUCAGAAAUGCUCAAACGGUCGAAUGACGGAAUCGCAGUGGCGCAUCGUCUUCCGAAGUCUGUUCCCGCAAGCCAACGACUCCACAUUCGUCGAUCGUCUCUAUUCGGCGAUUGUGAAGAACAAACAGCACCAACACAUCACUUUUGAGGUAUUUGGGUCUUGGCACGAAAAGAAAAUUUCGAAAAUUCUAAAAAUUUGGGUUCAGGACCUGAUUCUGUGCCUUUGGGAGUUGUCCGACGGCGGAAAGAGCUCCGAAAUGAGCAAUUCGCACAUAAACUCAUCGGCCCGAGCUCAAUUUGCGUUUCAUUUGAUGGAUUUGGAGGGAACGGUACGCUUUUCGCAGCAAAUGUCUGAAAAUAGCAGCCGAGGCGACGUGAACGUGAAAUAGUAGGGUGCCAAAAGUAGCGUUUAGCAAAAUCGAUAUAUCUCACUUGUGUGUAGAGCUAUCAAAACGUUGUCAAUUGAUGAAAUGUACAAAAUUUCUUCAUCUACAAUUUACUAGUUGACAACUUUUUGAUAUCUCAACCCACAGCUGAGAUAUGAACGGAAUUAUAAGUCGUACCCGUGAACCCAACAAAUAUUAUGAAUCAACAUGUUUCAGGGCCGUGUGGACGAGUCCGGCUUCUACAAAUACACCCGUUGCGUGUUCGCCCUCACUGCUUCCCAUCAAAUGAUCGACGCGGCGGCCAUCGGACUCCCGGCCGGAAGUAUUUACAGAUCCAAAUCGGCCGAUGACGACCUCAAACCACUUUCCCCGCUGAUCGCCCGCUUUUCGUCCAAGAGAUUCAAGGUUUACAACCGGGCGACACUUUGCAACUGGUUGCGAAACGUCUGUCACGUUUUGACAACGCUAAUUCACAGUUUUAGGCACCAUAUUAACAUAGGAUCAUAAAAAUAGCGUUUUUCCUACAUUUUUCGAAAAUAAUUCCAUUUUCAGGAACUCGACGAAGACCGCGACGGAUUCAUAACCGUCAGGGACAUUGAGAGGGAGCUCGAAGUGCAACACGACUCGAUUCGUCUCAAAUCGCUCAAAGACUUUUCGUAUGCACUCGAGGAGGACUACGAAAAUGCGGAUGAGGACCCGCUUUUGGCGCCGAGCUCUUCUUGCUCUUCGAAAAAAGAUAAUUGA